Auxenochlorella protothecoides is the source of this 1083-nucleotide messenger RNA. RefSeq names its product putative RNA methyltransferase. Gene Ontology annotation, biological process: snRNA modification. NCBI's taxonomy places the organism in Eukaryota, Viridiplantae, Chlorophyta, Trebouxiophyceae, Chlorellales, Chlorellaceae. The transcript has 4 exons. Gene Ontology annotation, molecular function: snRNA binding; RNA methyltransferase activity; O-methyltransferase activity. The record is from RefSeq and is a predicted model, not a curated record. The coding region runs from base 1 to 1083 and encodes 360 amino acids.
AUGCCUGAAGAUGCCCCCGCCGGCAAGCGGCAGCGUGCAGCCCUCGGCGAGCAGGCGGUGUUGGCCAGCAGCGAGCUUUCUACCCAGGCCAGCCUGACCAUGACCCCAGGAGGCACCACCGAUCACACCUCCCCCCUUACUGACGCCGCGGCCCUGACCGGCAGCAGGGCAACACCGCUGCCUGCGCGCCCGGCUCGCGCUCCCCAGCCCUUCCUGCCCAGGGCCCUCGCGGCCCAGCGGCCCCUCCGCGCCGACCCUUCUUCCCAGGCGGCCGUCACGCACGCGGCGCUGGCCCACCGGCCCCUCGCGGAGGGCACGGGCGAGGUCGCCUCGCCCUGCCGGGCCGACGGCGCGCAGGGGCCUGGCCAGGCCGGGGUUGCCCUUCCCGGGCCCCCGCGUUCGCGCCUGGCGCCCCACGGCAACUACCACCGCUACUACGGGUACCGCCUGGGCCAGGCCUUCGACCACGACCCGCGCCUGGCGGUGAUGGAGCGCUCCUGGUUUGCGCGGCGCCGCUGCAUGGACGUCGGUUGCAACGAGGGCCUGGUCACCCUGGCCCUGGCGGGUUCGCUGGCCUGUAAGAGCAUGGUGGGGGUGGACAUCGACCCCCACCUCAUCAAGCGCGCCUGCACCACGCUUCGCGCGCUGCGUACCAGUGCGACGCAGCGCGCCGCCGUCGCCAGGGCCGGCGGGACGGACGCCGGAGAGCGACGCGCGGCGAGGGACACGCUGCAGGGCCUCAGUCAGACCUGGUUCGUGCACGCCGACUUCCUGGAGAGCGUGGUGGAGCCGGCCUCGCUGGACACCAUCACGUGCCUGAGUGUCACCAAAUGGGUGCAUCUGAACAGGGGGGAUGAGGGCCUGCAGGCGCUGUUUAUAAAGUUUCACACGCGUGCAAAGUGCAGCGAGGAGGAGCGGGCGUCGCUGGCGCAGUUCCACCCGCUGGACGAGCUGCAGCUGCGGCCAGAUGCCUUUCCUGCCUUCCUGUGCGACACGCUGGGGUUCCGGCUGGUGCGACGCCUGCAGCCAGGGGAGGCAGCCUCGGGGUUCCACCGGUCCUUGCUGGUCCUCCGCAAGGCCUAG